AUGGGAAAGAAGCAACGACAAGCCGCUUCACAGGUAUCUUCCGAUUUUUGUUUGUCAUCCCAAUUCCCGUUUUUGAAGGGUGGAGGAGGAGUCGCUGCGCAGCGAAAUGUGAUGGCAGCCAAGGCUUUGGCCAGCAUCGCGGACACCGUCAGAGAAGGUUGAAAUGAUUUUUUUAAUAGUUCUAUUAAUGUUGAAAAUAUUUGGUUGAAAUAACGGAGUAGUUUAUUCAUGUAUAUUUAAGCAUCUUUAACAGAAAUGAUAUAUUAGCCAAAAAAAUUUGAAUUAUGAAUUUUUUUCUUCUUAUUAUUUAUUAUUCAUGGUAAUUUUCAUUCUGUAAAAGAGUUUGGAAUAUCUUAAACUCUAGAAGUAGACAUGGAAGAAUGUUUUUGUUUUGAUUUUCCUGUUAUCUUAAAGUAUCAGACAAAAAAACUUUCAAGGAAGAUUCGAGUGCCUGUGCCAAGCCAGGAUCCAUGCCCUGGUGCUGAACUGCAUGGGCUGUGGACGGAUAGUCUGUGCCCAGGAAGGCAGCGGACCUUGCUUCACUUGCGGAACUCUGGUCUGCACUCGAGAGGAGCGCGAAGUUCCAACAGACCAACAAAAUGUUGAGAAUCAAGCUUUUCUCAUCCAGGUUCUCGAUAGAGGCUCGCGUAAAAGUGCUGAGUUGCUAGCCAAGCUGAACGCCGCCGGCAGAUGCGUCGGCGGCACGUCGGACCUCAGAUCGAUAUCGCAGGCUCUGGAAGACGCGACGCGAUUCCGCAACAAAUUGCUCGAGGCCGACGCCGACACGUACAGUUCUCCGUGUGAUGUUUGAAGCAGGAAGGUUCCAGGGAACGGAGGACGCGAGUGAACGACCUUCAGAGCGACUAUUCGCGAGAAGCUGCCAGUGGUUUCCUGACGGCUCAGGUCCGUUUCCCUGACUAAUCAUUCAUCUAAAUGUUUUGUAUAAGUUUCUAGGCUCUUCAAUUGGUGUGGGGAGAUUAUACACUUUGCGAUUUUUUGUAACUCAAGAUUAUUCACCCACUGAACUUUUUCAACAAUAGCUUUUUUUUCAAUGUAAUUCAGGAAAGAGCCAACUUGAUGAUGCGACAGGAGCAACUGAAGGAAAUGCGAAAAAAGCAACGAGCCAUGUUCGUUGUGGACAUCGACAUUGAGAACGAAACCGUCAGACAGAAGGUUUUCUUUUGAACUUCUUUGGUUGAAGAUUGAGAUCAAAAAAAAAAGCAAUCACCUACUAAUCUCCUUUUUUGCGAAGCCCAGAACUCUUGAAUAAAAUUUAAAGCGACCUUCCCUUCGGAAUACUAUUUUGAGAAGCGAAACUUUAUUUUUGAACGGACUAUCUUUCAGGACAUGAAAGUCGCUGUUGACAUGGAAAUGAACGAUCCGGUGAUACGAAGCAUUCUCGAGAAGUAAUUGGUCAUCGGUUUGCAAGGUGGAAUCUGAAUCCGUUGCAGAGGCGAUGAACGACGUCGGGCCGAAGAAGUCGCCCACAACGCCUCGAUCAACGCCCAGUGGUCUCCGGUCGGCUUCGUACCCAAGGUGAAGAUCUCAGCCUUUUUCUUCAUCGACGGAAUGUUGAAGUACGACGAAGAGAAGGGCACCGACUUCUCUUCUUGUUUGGACGAAGCGGAUGACGUUGAGCGUCUGAUCGCCGUCAGCCUCGCUCUCAGUGUCCAGGAGACGGAAAAUUCCGGAGUUUCUUUCGCAGUUUCCCAGCCAGCCGCCAGCUUCGUCGCCCACGGCCUAAUAAAGUAUGGCAAAAAAUGAAAAGACUUAUUAGGUCUCUGAGAAGUUUUUCAAAUUGUAAUAAUUGCUUCUUAAAUCUAAGUCUUUUUGGUGGAAAAAUAGCUUCAACAGUGAAAGUUUUAUAUAACUUCUGAAAUAUUAAAAAGCAAACAUUUCUUUUAAAGAAGAAGUCGAGGGAAACUCAAAAGUUAUCUAUUUUGGCGUCUUUAAGAAAGUCUCAACGAACCUCUUAUUGAUUUAGAUUUCUCCGCUGGCCAGAGGAUGUCUUCUUCAAAGGUCCGAUCUUCAUUUCUUCCACCGUCGAUCCGAUCAAUGAGAAGGAAAUCGCCAGUUUCGCCGCCAAAUACGUUAGACGUAUCAAUUCCCAACUUUCGGUUUAUAAAAAUCAGACAUCCUACAGAAAAGGCUGACGUGCGGACGAUGGAUUUUUCGGCUGGGGCCGUCCUCGGCCGCGUUUUCCUGGAUGACUGUCUGACCAUCACGGAGUUCUCUGAGCAGGUGAAUCUUUUCAGACGGAGAUAGACCUAACCGGAAAAAAGUUCAGUUCGGCCAGAACUCUACGGUACCCGGCAAAGGGGAUUUUGUCCUGUGCUUCUCCACUUGCGAUCCUUACGUCGUCAGUGUCCCGCACAUCCCUCCGGCAUACAUGUACGAGAUGGACAAAACCUUGAAAACGGCCCUCAUCAAAUCGUGA
Molecule: messenger RNA, 2437 nt
Organism: Caenorhabditis auriculariae
Lineage: Eukaryota; Metazoa; Nematoda; Chromadorea; Rhabditida; Rhabditidae
Source: the annotation of a GenBank genome assembly